Molecule: messenger RNA, 1152 nt
Organism: Rhagoletis zephyria (snowberry fruit fly)
Lineage: Eukaryota; Metazoa; Arthropoda; Insecta; Diptera; Tephritidae
Source: RefSeq, a predicted model, not a curated record
AUGAAGCGACGCAUGGCCACGCGGCUGAACAUCGCCUACAAACUCGCUCCAGCACGGCUCGAUUGGAUGGAGGCCUCCAUUCCAAAGCUCAAUAAAGUGAUUGAUGUGGACCAUUUGCACGAUGGUGCUCUCCAGAUCAUUCGCGUCAUUCGGCCUGAGUGGGCCCAGGAACGACUUCACUACAAAAUAUUCACCGAUGGCAUCACGAACCGCCUGAUUGGAGUGUAUCGCGAUGACAUGAAAGACAUGAUCCUCAUUCGCGUCUACGGCGAGAACACGGACCUCUUCAUCGAUCGGCAGAUGGAGUUUCGCAACAUGCGAACCAUGUACAAGGCCAACCUCUCUGCGCCCAUCUACUGCACCUUCACCAACGGCAUCUCCUAUGGCUUCACUCCCGGCAAAGUACUGGACGAGAGAAUGGUACGGGAUACAAAGAUAUCAGCGCUGAUUGCCGAGAACAUGGCCAAGAUGCACACACUAAAACCGAUGGUCUCCAGCGUGUCCACUGAGUUCCCCACUGCUGAACCGCAUCAGUGUCUCUUCCCUGGAAUCGACAAGUUUCUCGGUCUCAUUGCCAGCGCAUUUACAGUCAAGCUAUCUUGUCAAAAGCAAAAAUGCUUCUGCUAUUUGGAUAACCUACAGGAGCAGGCAAACUUUUUGAAAGCAGAGCUGCAGAUGCUGAAUUCGCCCAUAGUUUUUUGUCACAACGACUUACUGCUGAAGAACAUCCUUUACGAUGAAUCUCAAAACAAGGUCACCUUCAUUGACUUUGAGUACUCGGACUACAAUUACCAGGCAUUCGAUAUUGCCAACCACUUUUGUGAGUUCUGCGGAGUGGACAACUUCGAACCAAGUCUCUACCCCAGCAAGGACUUUCAACUUCGGUGGCUGCGCAUCUAUCUGCAAAAGUGGAACUCUCACAAUGACAUCACGCCCACUGCGGCAGAGCUGGAGCAAAGUGUAGAGUCCCUCUACGAUGUUGUCAGUCGGUUCGCGCUGGCAUCCCACCUCUACUGGGGACUGUGGGCCGUCGUUCAGGCGAACAACUCCUCCAUUGACUUUAACUAUUUAGGCUUUGCACACAAGCGACUCGAGGAGUACUUCAAGCGGAAACACGAGCUUUUUGGAAAGAACAAUCACCACAAGCACUGA